GAAAUUUGAGGGGACACAAUGCAGCCCAUAACACUCAUAACUGACUCUACAUAGAGUGUAAGUGAACAUUUUUAAUUCGAGAGAGAGACAUCGGUCCAUACCAGCGACAUUCUUCCGGGACAGCGGGCACCCGGUGCUCAUCCUACUAAGGCAAACACCGAGGGGUCGGUCAGACAUUUAAGGUGCCCCAAGCUGACCCCAGAAGCUCGCAGCACACUCUGAUCCCGGAGCUGCUCUGGGAGAAAGGGCAGCGGGGGUCCAGCCCCUCCUUCACUCCCUCCUCGCGAGUCCCCUCUGACCGGUACCGUGGGGAACCUUCCGCCGGAGGAUUCCAGGUGUCCAGGCUCCUUGUUUCUUUUUCAUGACUGCACAAUUCACCGAAGUUUGAAAUGGGUGCGUUUGCUGCCGUCUGACGGUCUUCAGCUUUGGAAGCCUAACUCUGUGGCUGGCGUUCAGCCGUCCCCCUGGCGUCCGGGCGCGCUCCCGAGACCGUGCCCACGGCCUGGCGCUGGCGGGCCUGCUUAAUUUUUCCACUUUACCUCUUUUGGGAGAUGGGCUUGCUAACCACCCUGCUCAGCUGUGAUACCCAAGAAAAGCUGAGCGGGGAAAGUUAGCUGCCGCCUCCCUGUGACCCGCUUGCACAUACAGGCCAAUAAACCCGGGCAGAGUGACAGUGACAGCUGCCUGGUGGCGUUCAGAGGGAAUCGAGUGGUUCAGUUCUGCAGCCCCAGGGACAGUAUACCGUUACAGCCCGGCUGCUCAGAGAGAAACCGCCGAAGCUCCCCCGCUGCCGCGCCGGAGGCUGGGGCCCCUGCCGGGGCUGACCGGGAGCCCCCGCGUCCGCCGCCGCACUCUGUCCUCGCCGCCGCUCUCGCUGCCUGCCUGCGCAGGCCGCUUAGCAGCCGGGGUGCGACAGGACCCCAGCCUUCGGGCGGCGGCGGAGAGAGGGUGCAAAGGAGGGAGAAUGGGGGCGCGGCAGUCAAGUGCCCACUCCCAGGACAAGGGCCCCAAGGGGAUGGUGCUGCUGGCCGGGAGGCAGAAAUUCUCGCCGUGGGACGAUGCCCUGCUCUCCGGAAAGGACCCACGGUCUCUGCUGAAGCGGGGCAUGCGCCACGUCAGCUUCAGCCUGGUCACCAAGGGAAUGACAGACAUCCCCGACUUUCUGUGGGGCUUGUCUGAGGUCCAGAAACUCAAUCUGUCUCACAACCAGCUCAGGGUUCUCCCGCCCGAGGUGGGGAAGCUGACUCGGCUCGUGGUCCUGAACCUGUGCGGGAACCGCCUAAAGAGUCUGCCCCGAGAAAUCAGCCUCCUCAAGAGCCUGAAGGUGCUGUUCGUCAACAUGAACUGCCUGACCGAGAUGCCGGCCGAGCUGAGCGCCUGCAAAAACCUGGAGGUCCUGAGCCUGUCGCACAACUGCCUUUCCCAGCUUCCUGCCAGCUUCGCCGACCUCCCCAGACUGAGGAAGCUCAACAUCAGCAACAACUAUUUUGCUCACAUCCCCAUCUGUGUGUUUUCACUGAAGGAGCUGGAUUUUUUGCACGUGGGCUCUAACCGCCUGGAAAACAUCGCUGAGAGCAUCCAGUGUCUGGUCAGCCUGCAGAUCUUCAUCGCGGAGAGAAACAAUAUCCACUCCUUCCCGCGGUCUCUCUGCCUGCUCACGAGCCUGGAGCUGCUGAACUUGAACAACAAUGACAUCCAGACCCUCCCGGACGAACUCUACCUGCUGUGUCGACUGGCGAGGAUUGCUUGGAACCCCAUGGACAAGGGGCUCCAUAUUUCCCAUAACCCUCUCUCCAAGCCUCUGCCAGAGCUGGUGGAGGGGGGCCUGGAGAUGCUCUUCAGCUACCUGAAGGAUAAAAAGCACAACUGAUGCGGCCCAGGAAGCGUGGACUGGAGCCAGUGCAUGGAGACUUGUCAGCUGGGUACUUGUCUAGUCUAAACUUUCUCCCCUUACUGUUUGCGUGGCUCAGUGCUUGUGUUACCAUUUGCUAAAUCGUAUUGAACACCUGUUGUAGGGAAGUGUUUGCUUUGAACUCUAUAGGUUCCUAAUAAGCCCCAAAAUAUUAUGUUCAUCUCAUUCUAAACAUAAAUUGAAGCAGGCCUUUGGUUUUCUCCGAAGAGAAAUAAUUGCUCUGAUUCUUCUGAGGAGUAGUGGGAUUCAGCCCUUGGAAUAGUGGACAGCAGGUCUGAUUCAAUGCAAUCCGAAAGUCAGAUAUUUGCUAAGCAUGUGGUGUGAGCCAAGUGCGAUGUGAGGCACUGACACCAUCUGGUUUCAACCCUCGAAUCGGCAGCCUGCAGCCAGGUAACAGCGAGACACACUCCUCCAUCAGCCUUGUUCUGAUACUGCCGCAUUCAGAUCACUCCCAGGUAUUUCUAAGGCUUCUGAGGAUGACUGCACUGACUGUGGAGUUAUUUAGCCAAAGAAUACGAGCUAACUGGGUGCUUGAUGUGGGGAGCUGGCUGCUCACGUUCUUGAUGACACUGCGGUUUUCAUGUCACCUGGCUCUCAGUUCAGAGCAAUCUCAGUGGUGUGUUUAGAAACUCCUUUUGAAGCAAUUGUAGCUUAAAACCAUACAAUUAAGAAGAAAUCCUAUGUUCAUAGGAAAGGAUGACGACUUUGAAAAGACACAUCUGUUCAAGGAAUAAUACUGCUAAAUGCAUAAAACUCCUGCAUAAUAGAAAGAAAAAUGUCGUCAUUACUUAGUUUGUUGGCUAAAUAAAUGGUUAAUAGAAGAAUUGUACUCCAUUCUCAGGCUUAGCUAAUAGGCUGCCUUUCUGCAGUAACCGAAGACAGAGCGACCACGGGACUGUGCACCUGUGCGCACACUGACGUCGCACUGGCACUGGCGAGAGAGGAUGCUGCUGUUAUGGCAGGGAUCCAGUAAACGAAACAUUUUUCUUCUGGUCAUGUAUCAGUGCAUUUUAAAAUUCCAUUUCAUAUGCCUCAAAGCAUGUACUAACUAAAUAUGCAUUUUGAUAGCUACGCAUUAAAAACAGAGGAAGAUUGAAGGACUGUGGGCUUCGUCACUGGAAGACACAUGCAAGUGUCAACACCUGAGAUCACGGGGCUGAGUGAGGCCUGAAGGCUGGGCUUCAGUGCCUCUUCUCAGUAAUAUCCAUACCCUACGGAGAGUCUGUCCUGAUGGAGUUCCUGAGAUUCUGUUACAAAAGAUGAAAAAUAGAAGAUGAGUUCAGGAAAUGGUCUUAAAAAAAACAAAAACAAAAAAGCAAAAAUUCAAGCUGCUAGAUUUAGCUAAUAUGAAGAUACUACUCAAUUUCCAUCAGUAUCUACUUAACUAUCCACACGUGCUCUAUCUUCUUACUCCAUCAGAGUUAUUUUCAGUACCGUGUAAGACAUACUUGAGAAACACCAAAUACCCAGCCAUGAUUAAAUGUGCAACUAAGUACCAGUAUACUUGAUAUAGUUAUAAUUCAUCCCAAAAUACCAAAACACAACCUCUCCAUAUAUUUUAAGAAAAUGGAAUAAAAUUCAGAGGAACAUGAAAGCUAUUAUAAACAAUAAUGGGAAUGAUCUUGACCUUGUUGAGAAAAGAACUUUUUAUUAAAUGUUCCUUUUAAGUUGUAUGUCCAGUUGAAUCCAAAGCAUUACUAAUUAAAAAAAAAAGGGACAGCACAGUAAUAAAAGAGAUGCAGAGAAGGCUGGUCAUGAGUCUGUGAGCGUCAUUAGGCAAGCAUUGCUGAAGGCCUUAGCAUGCAGCUUGCUAUGCAGAUUUGUUUUAGUGGUGUCAAAGGAAUCUACUUGCAGGGAGAGAGCUUAUUCCUCACUGCUUCUAGACUUACUCCUUAUUUCAGCAUAGGACAGAAAAUAAAAGGUGAACGGAAGUCCAUUCUGAAAGUGUCAAAGUAUUUACUGAUACUCUUGAGAGAAACAUACGUUGUGAAAACUACAAGACCAUUGGCCUGAUGGCAUGGGCUAGAGCUGCUGAUGGAACAUCACCUAAUCACCCGUAUUCUUUGGUCUUGAGUGACUUGAGUUCAGAAGUCAGUGUGCCAGGACAUGCCGCUUGGGGGAAUGUGUGUUCUUCUGUCUCCUGAAUGUCAUGCCCAUCACCCUGUGCAUGCAUUCGAGAAGAGGCCCUGUGGCGUAGUGGGAAAAGCUCUGGCCUGAGAGCUGCAUGUGUUGAUUGCACAGGACUUACUGAGCAUCUGUGCAUCCUAAACUACAAGUGUUGGGGACAGGACGAGAGACAAGUUCCCCACCCUCCAAGAGCUCCCAAGUCCCUGGGCAAAGAAAACAAGGCUCAGCUAAACAUGAUGCAGUCCUCUGCGGACAACUGCCUUAAUCGAUGCCUAAACUAGCACAAAGCCAUGGGGCGGGGCUGCAGGAGGCGCAGAGGUGUGGUGUGACUGAAAUGGUGUGGGGUAUACACAAUCUAACACAAUGGUUAUCGACCCAAUGGUUCCUUUGUUUUGCUUUGUCUUGAUGGAAAAUUUGUGACUCUCAUUGUUGCAGAGUGGUCUGCUUUAUAACACCUUUGUGGCAGUUUUUUUCCUGCUUGAAUCUAAGAUUUGGGCAGGCACAUGGGGGGAGAAGGACACAUUACAAUAAUGGUGGCACCGUGUGUCAUGGGUUCAAGAGGUGCUCCCAAGCCCCUCUCCCACCGCAUGUGGGCGAAGGUCUCUCCUGAGCGUUCUGGAAGGACCGUGGGUUAGCAUGGCCUUCAACACUGGCUGCUCAUCAGAAGCCCCUGUGGAACUUCAGAAAAAGAAAGCCUUAAAUUUCAAUUUGAGAGAUUCUAAUAUAGUUGGUUUGAGUGAGGCCUGAGCUGCUUUUUUUUUUUUUAAGCUCACUACAUAAUUCUGCCGGUGACUCUGAGCUGAGAAAUAGUGAUGUAGGCUCUUACCUAAACAGUCAGAUAUGGGACUAAGCCAACGGGGCCCGGAGCUACCAGCUGAAAGAGAGCAGUCGAAGGUGGGAGAUCUCUGAACCUGGCCGGUGGAUGGUAGCCCUGCUGGGGCCUCGUGAUUAAAUUCAUCUGGGCACUUGUGGAAAAUUUAGAAUCCCAGGUUCCUUUGGAAGACUCUCAGAUUCAGGAGGUCUAGGGCAGGGCUGGCAUGUGUGGGUCUGACAAGCACUCUAGCUGUUUCCUGUCAUAAGGCUGACUGGAGAAAACCUGCGCUAGCGGCAUGUGUGCCCACCAGAAAAGGGCUGCCGCUCGGAUUCUAGAUUAAGCUGCUCCCUGGACGCUCCUGAUUUUCCUGACGAGCUCUGCCGCUAGGCUUCGAACUCUUUGCUGACUUUUACUUUUGCAUCCAGCAUAGGGAAGCUGUUCAGUAAUGAUGUACUGAAUGAAUGCACGAGAAAAUGAACCCGUGUGCACGGACGACUCAGCCUCUCAGGGCCUCAGUUUUCUGUAAAGUGAGGCAAUUGAACUUACUUUAAGGAUAUUGAAAAUAAAAUAAAACAAAAUGCUGAACAGUUCUGAAAGCCAAGCAGUUCUAUUGGCAUGUUGGGAGACUGAGACCUGAAGAGCUUAAAUUGCUCGUCAAUCUAGUAAGUGAAGGAGCUGGGCCCUGACUCCGGGUGUGUCUGAUUCCAGGAACGGCGCUCUCAACCACUGCUCCCAGUUUUCUCUCAGUUGUAGCGAUUCUGUUAAAAUACUUGGCUCUGAAAAUCGAAGACAGCUGAAGGACUGUUGUAGACAUCAAUUCAGCCCUUCAAUAACGUGUUCAAUACCUCCACAAGUGACAGUAAAUCAAGGAUGAAAUGCAACAGCAAACAGCGAAGGCACAUUUCACAUAUGCUGGCAGCUCUGUCAUUUCAAGCCUCAGACGGAACACUGGAUCAAAAUGCCACAUAUGAUGGAUGGUGCUUGUAAGUCCCAGAUGAGUUGCUUUGGCUGCUGAUAUAGCGCGUACUUUUUAUACUACGUAGUCCAAGUCAAAAGAAGAAAACAUUUUAAAUGUAUGGCAAAGUUUAGUCCCGUCCCAUCCCAUGGGAAAAUCCAUACCCCUGGAUAUCCUUGUAAGAAGUGCCUGUCUAGGCACGCUAUUCCACAGUUUGUCCCUCACUGGGAGAGAGCAACAACCAGCAAGAAAGAGGUCAACAGCUCUCCAGGGUGCCUAGGUCGGGUGGCCCACUGCGGAAUCCUCACGUACCAACCCCAACUCUGAGGCUGAUUCUGCUUCUUACUCUUUCCGCCUCGUUCACCAGCACGGUCCUCUCAAGCUCAAGGCCCUUUUCUUCCAGAGCUUGCAUUCAUCUUGUUUCCUGAAAGCCUCCAUAUGUUAGCCUUUCAUUUUCCCAGUUUUGUUUUGGUUUCCAUUCAGAAUCCUCUGAAGUUAUUUCACUCUGCUGUAGGAAACCUUUGUGCCCAUUCUGAGGUGUGCUUCUGGGAUAAUAGACCCCCAGGCUGCAAGUUUGAAAUGCUGUUGUGGCAUUCCUUGUUAAGUGGUUGAAGGGGAUUAAUGUCACUCACCUCUUCUCCUUUUGCUGUGCCUCUAAUUUCAAGAGUCAUGAGGUAGAGCCAUCUGUCCUCCUCUCUAUUUAUCAAUAUAUUUAGACAAGCCUAAUCCCUCUACUGUGCUGGGAUGUCGCCCAGGAAGUAUCCAUAGCCUCUGGGGCUGACAUUACAGCAUCGUCUACGCACAGUUGUAGGUAUGUGGCUGUGAGGGACACGUUAGAUGGCACCCAAUUAAGUGACCAGUUCUUUCUUGCCUUCUGUUGGUAGCUUUAUGGCAACGUGGAUGCCACAUGGGAUGUGUGAAUUACCUGGCACAGCCCCACUACUGCCUAAAAUAGUUCCUUACAUGUGGUCAGCGGGGUCAGUUGCCACAGAGACCAUAUUACAGAAGGCAUUUUCCAAGUCUAUUUGAAAGCUGGAAUUAAUAUUGUUAAAUGAAGUAAAGUGUCUCCUCUAAUUGUGCCUUUUGAACUAAAUCAGGGUCAGCAAAUUACAGGCUGCAGACUAAUUCUGGAUCAUUGCCUGUUUGAGCAAAUAAAGUUUUAUUGGAGUGUAGCGCCGCUCCUAGCCUCUCCUUUACACAUUGUCUCUGGCUGC
Equus quagga is the source of this 7022-nucleotide messenger RNA. It is a transcript of the gene LRRC30, whose product is annotated as leucine rich repeat containing 30. Bases 965 to 1870 code for a protein of 301 amino acids. NCBI's taxonomy places the organism in Eukaryota, Metazoa, Chordata, Mammalia, Perissodactyla, Equidae. The record is from RefSeq and is a predicted model, not a curated record. Gene Ontology annotation, molecular function: protein binding. The transcript has 5 exons.